UCUCGGGCGCCCUCCGGCCGGGAUGCCAGUGCCCGGCGCCCGGCGCGCCUUCGCCCGCAGCCUGCCCGCGCGCGGCCUUUAUACAGAGCGGGCGGGACGCUCACUAAUGUUUAACUCCGGGCAGAAACUUGGGAGCGCCCAGUGACUCCGCGGCCCGGAGCGGCGGAGCUGGACGCGCGUCCCUGCGGUUCGCCUGACUUCUGCCUGCGCUCCUGCUCCCGGCGCUCAGUUCCGGGCACACGCCGACGAUGAAGACGCCGUGGAAGGUGCUCCUGGGACUGCUGGGGCUUGCUGCGCUUGUCACCGUCAUCACCGUGCCCGUGGUUCUGCUGAACAAAGGCAGUAAGUUUGAAACAUUUGCAAAUGAUGAUGCUGCAGCUGACAGUCGCAGAACUUACACUCUAACUGAUUAUUUAAAAAAUACUUUUAGGAUGAAAUUCUAUUCCUUGCGUUGGAUUUCAGAUCAGGAGUACCUCUACAAACAAGAAAAUAAUAUCUUGCUAUUCAAUGCUGAAUACGGAAACAGCUCCAUUUUCUUGGAAAACAGUACAUUUGAGGAAUUUGAACAUACUAUAAAUGAUUAUUCGGUAUCUCCUGAUGGACAGUUUAUUCUCUUAGAGUAUAACUAUGUGAAGCAAUGGAGGCAUUCUUACACGGCUUCAUAUGACAUCUAUGACUUAGCUAAAAGGAGGCUGAUUACAGAAGAUAAAAUUCCAGACAAGACACAGUGGAUCACAUGGUCACCAGAGGGUCAUAAAUUGGCAUACGUUUGGAACAAUGAUAUUUAUGUUAAAAAUGAACCAAAUUCAACAAGUCAGAGGAUCACAUGGACCGGAGAAGAAAAUGUAAUAUCCAAUGGAAUAACUGACUGGGUUUAUGAAGAGGAAAUCUUCAGUGCCUACUCUGCUCUGUGGUGGUCUCCAAAAGGCACUUUUUUAGCAUAUGCCCAAUUUAACGACACAGAAGUCCCACUUAUUGAAUACUCCUUCUACUCUGACGAGUCGCUGCAGUACCCAAAGACCGUGCGGAUUCCAUAUCCGAAGGCAGGAGCUGUAAAUCCAACCGUAAAGCUCUUUGUUGUAAAAACCGACAAUCUCAACCCAAACACCAAUGCAACUUCAGUAGAAAUCACUCCUCCUGAUGCUAUUUCAACAGGGGAUUACUACUUGUGUGACGUGACAUGGGUAAAUGAAGAAAGGAUUUCUUUGCAGUGGCUCCGAAGGAUUCAGAACUAUUCAGUCAUGGAUAUUUGUGACUAUAAUAAUGCCACCAACAGUUGGAGAAAACCAGAGGCACAAGAACACACUGAAAUGAGUACCACUGGCUGGGUUGGAAGAUUCAGGCCUUCAGAACCUCAUUUUACCUCUGAUGGGAAGAGCUUCUACAAGAUCAUCAGCAACCAAGAUGGCUACAAACACAUUUGCCUAUUCCAAAUAGAUAAGCAAGAUUGCACAUUCAUUACAAAAGGAGCUUGGGAAGUCAUCGGAAUAGAAGCUCUCACCAGUGAUUACCUAUACUACAUCAGUAAUGAAUAUAAAAGAAGGCCAGGAGGAAGAAAUCUUUAUAAAAUCCAACUGAGCAACUACACAAAGGUGACAUGCCUGAGUUGUGAGCUAAAUCCAGAAAGGUGUCAGUACUAUUCUGUAUCAUUUAGCAAAGAGGCAAAGUACUAUCAGCUGAGGUGUUCAGGCCCUGGUCUGCCCCUCUAUACUCUGCAUAGGAGCAGUGACGAUAAAGAAUUGAGAAUCCUGGAAGACAAUUCAGCUUUGGAUAAAAUGCUGCAGGAUGUCCAGAUGCCCUCAAAAAAACUGGAUUUCAUUAUUUUGAAUGAAACAAAAUUCUGGUAUCAGAUGAUCUUGCCUCCUCAUUUUGAUACAUCCAAGAAAUAUCCUCUACUAAUAGAUGUAUAUGCAGGCCCGUGUAGUCAAAAAGCAGACGCUAUCUUCAGACUCAACUGGGCUACUUACCUUGCAAGCACAGAAAACAUUAUCGUAGCUAGUUUUGAUGGCAGAGGAAGUGGUUACCAAGGAGAUAAGAUCAUGCACGCAGUCAACAGAAGACUGGGAACAUUUGAAGUUGAAGAUCAAAUUGAAGCAGCCAGACAAUUUUCAAAAAUGGGAUUUGUGGAUGACAAGCGGAUUGCAAUUUGGGGCUGGUCAUAUGGAGGGUACGUAACCUCCAUGGUCCUGGGAGCCGGCAGUGGCGUGUUCAAGUGUGGAAUAGCCGUGGCACCCGUCUCACGGUGGGAGUACUAUGACUCAGUGUAUACAGAACGUUACAUGGGUCUCCCAACUCCCGAGGACAAUCUUGACUAUUACAGGAAUUCAACAGUCAUGAGCAGAGCUGAAAAUUUUAAACAAGUUGAGUACCUCCUUAUUCAUGGAACAGCAGAUGAUAACGUUCACUUUCAGCAGUCAGCUCAGAUCUCCAAAGCCCUGGUGGAUGCAGGAGUGGAUUUCCAAGCAAUGUGGUAUACAGAUGAAGACCACGGAAUUGCUAGCAGCACAGCCCACCAGCAUAUAUACACCCACAUGAGUCACUUCAUAAAACAAUGCUUCUCUUUACCUUAGCACCCUGGAAUAGCAUGCCUGACCUAUUGAAAACCAUUUUUGUUCUGUCUGAAAACUGCACUGUUAAGAUGAUGAUCUUUAAAAAAAAAAAAAA
This is a messenger RNA of Lontra canadensis (Northern American river otter), 2664 nucleotides long. RefSeq names its product dipeptidyl peptidase 4 (gene DPP4). Gene Ontology annotation, molecular function: serine-type endopeptidase activity; dipeptidyl-peptidase activity. Bases 249 to 2570 code for a protein of 773 amino acids. NCBI's taxonomy places the organism in Eukaryota, Metazoa, Chordata, Mammalia, Carnivora, Mustelidae. Gene Ontology annotation, biological process: proteolysis. The record is from RefSeq and is a predicted model, not a curated record. The transcript has 26 exons.